Messenger RNA from Cuculus canorus (common cuckoo), 1341 nucleotides. RefSeq names its product acrosin-like. The transcript is spliced from 5 exons. NCBI's taxonomy places the organism in Eukaryota, Metazoa, Chordata, Aves, Cuculiformes, Cuculidae. The record is from RefSeq and is a predicted model, not a curated record. Bases 258 to 1130 code for a protein of 290 amino acids. Gene Ontology annotation, molecular function: serine-type endopeptidase activity. Gene Ontology annotation, biological process: acrosome reaction; proteolysis.
GUUGUCUGGCAUGAAGUGAGGGGUGGGACUUCCUGCCCAUAGUGUGAAAUGGGGCGGGACUUACUAAUCAUCUUACUAAUCAUCCCCCUCCUUGCCCACACUCCCUCAGGUGUCACUUGGCUCUCCAACACCCAAACCCGCGCAGACUGUCUGUAGUUCUGUCCUGCGGUGGAUGCUCUGGGGGAAGGACCUGGUGGGAACCGGCUGCAGAGAGCAGGACCUGCGGACUCCGGCCCUUGGAUUAUGAUGGCUCUGGCAUGUCCCGUGUCGUCGGGGGCAGAGAUGCCCAGGCGGGGGCCUGGCCCUGGAUCGUCAGCAUCCAGAGCCCCUGGGAAGCAGGCACGGGGCACAUCUGCGGAGGGUCCCUCAUCGGCACACAGUGGGUCCUCACAGCAGCCCACUGCUUCACCGAGGCCAUGAACACCGAGAUGUGGCGUGUGGUGGCCGGUGCCACCGACCUGACUCAGCUGGGCCCUGAGGUUCAAAUACGCAGCAUCAAGCAGAUCUUUGUUCAUGAAAACUACAACAACAUCUCGCAGAGGAACGACAUCGCCCUGCUGGAGCUGGACCAGCCCGUGCAGUGCAGCUCUCACGUGCAGCUCGCCUGCCUGCCCAAUGCCACGCUCAAAGCGUCACAGCUCACGACCUGCUACGUCAGUGGCUGGGGCGCCACCCAUGAGGAAGGCGGAACGUCCGAUGUGCUGCAGGAGGCCAAGGUCCCCCUCAUCGACACCCACGUUUGCAACAGCAGCGGGUGGUACCGCGGGGCCAUCCACACCCACAACCUGUGUGCGGGAUACCCGCGGGGCGGCAUCGACACCUGCCAGGGGGACAGCGGUGGUCCUCUCCUCUGCAAAAAUCGCCAUUCUGACCACUUCUGGCUGGUGGGAGUGACCAGCUGGGGAAGAGGCUGCGCCAGAGUCCGUCGGCCGGGGAUCUACACCUCCACGCAGCACUUCUUAGACUGGAUCCUGGUGCAGAUGGGGCUGCACCCACCAGAGGCGGCUGCACCAACAGCACAGCCAACACCCACGGGCAAGGCGCCCUGUCCACUUCCACGUCGGAAGAUGGCAAAGUUCGCUAAUCUGCUAAAGGAUCUCCUGAAGGCCAUCAAGAAAAUAAUGGCUUGAGCAGCAGGAUGGGCAUGAUCUGGUGCAGUGACCCUUGCCAGUUUUGAAUCUGCACUUAAGCCUUUCAUUCAAUUCUAGCCAACCUGUCUCAAUAACUCAGAAUACUUUUGUUCACCAACUUAUGAUUGAGAGUUAAUAGACAGGAGCUAAUUUCCUUUUGUGAUCCUGUUCAAUAAAUUGUAAAUUGCUGCUAAAUCAAAGUCUCAACCAA